CGUUAUGUCGGUGGUGUUUUGAAAUCGCCGCGCCGCGCUAAGCCGGAUCACAGCUAAUUAGAAUUGCGCCAUACAGACAGACAGGUGCGGUGAGUGAUGAACAUGGUGAACGGUGCAACCAAGACAUUUCUGCUAUGGAAAAACGGUAUCAAGGCAAAUGGAGUGUCAAUUUACUUGCUGAUUAUGGCUGGACAUUGUUAAGAGAUACUUUAGGACCAACAUAUCGCCGUAAAACAUCAACAACAACAUUCUGAGAUUAAUGUUUAUUCGAGUGUUUAUUAGAAGUCUUAUACACAUAUCCUUAUAUUUUACGAGUAUAAGCAGCAAAUAAAAUGCCUUAUUGCAAGAAAACCGUGGGUGAUAGAAAAAAUCGAAUGUUAUUUCCGGCUUUUUGGGUAGUGUUAGCAUUAUCCUUACAAGGAAAAGCUCAGCACUUUCAGUACUUCUAUACCAACCCCACCGCUCCCCUACAGCAGUUUGGUUGGCAGCAUCCUCAAGUUUAUACUCCACGAAUUCCCCAGCAUGCACGAUUCCAACAAGAGGGGUUUUAUCAAUCACAGAUCCCGGCCCAGUUACCCGCAGACGAUUAUAGAGGAUACACUUAUCACACAUCUUUCGAUGAUGGUGCCUCUUCAAGCGUAGUAUUUUUUAGAGGACCAGUACCGACACCACAAAUAAAUUUUAUACAGAACUCGUCAUUACGGAAACACACUUUAGCCUCUGAUAAUGUUGAUUCUAAGGCAAAUCAUAAUGGUAUAGAAGGCAGUGUCGCAGAAGCUUUGAGAGGCCAAAAUCAACAACUGAGGAACUCGCCCCUUUCCAGUCCACUGUCCUUGAUAGCUACAAUGCUGGAGCAUCCAGUACAACCAAACAGUAUAGUUCAUUUCUUCAAUCAUGUUCCAGCUAGUACCAUCAGGUUACAAGAACCGUUCAUACAAGCAUCUGAAUCCAUAAUUAGUCAACAUUUUACUCAUCUAAAUUCCUUGGAAUCUAACGACGAAAAAGAACUGUUUAUGGGAAAUAGACAGGAUAAAUCCUUAGAUGACACGUUUGAAAUUGGUGCUAGGAUGUCUAGAGUAACAUCUGAAGCACUCCAGACUACAACAUCAGGACCUCAAAUGAAUUAUAGCAAAGAAACUAUAGCCAGAUUUGUAAACUUGUCUCAAGAUCCUCAUUCCACUAAGAUGAAUUCUUCUCUUCAUAAUACUACUAAUAUCAGUGAAAAAUUAAAAUUGACAGUUGCAUCUGCUGUGGAGAGUAAGAACGUCACUGAUACAACUAUGGCUGAGACAACGGAGGAAUCAACUACCACUACUAUGUUAGAGAAAGAUGAUAGCUCAAGUACCAUGUCAAAGGGAGAAUCCAACACUGAAUCUAUGCUAGAACAUAGUACUGCUAGCCCUCCUGAUUUGAUUACCAAAGAUACAGACAUGGCAAAGGAUAUGGAAAGUACCACUACUGAUGGAAAUGAUUCUGAAAAUACAACCAGGAUGUUAAUUGUAGUAGUCUGAUUGUACAAUUAUUAUAUGAAAUUACUUCCAAGAACGGCUGUAAAAGAAAUAGUCAUUCUAAAUUAUUCUUAGGUAUGUUCGCAGUAUCUGGACACAAAUAUUAAAUAAAG
Molecule: messenger RNA, 1621 nt
Organism: Acanthoscelides obtectus
Lineage: Eukaryota; Metazoa; Arthropoda; Insecta; Coleoptera; Chrysomelidae
Source: the annotation of a GenBank genome assembly